Messenger RNA from Dermacentor andersoni, 1477 nucleotides. Its product is annotated as solute carrier organic anion transporter family member 4A1-like. Gene Ontology annotation, biological process: sodium-independent organic anion transport; transmembrane transport. Gene Ontology annotation, cellular component: basolateral plasma membrane. The record is from RefSeq and is a predicted model, not a curated record. Lineage: Eukaryota; Metazoa; Arthropoda; Arachnida; Ixodida; Ixodidae.
AGAGCAUGUUCAACGUGGCGUCGUGCGUCAUGAUAACGCCCGUGAGCUACCACGGGGGCAUCGGCCACAAGCCGCUCAUAAUGGGCAUCGGCGCGCUGGUCAUGUCCGCCGGCUCGAUGGUGUUCGCCUCGCCGCACUUCCUGGCGCCGCAGUACAUGGUGGUGGACAGCGGCGCCGCCGACGUGUGCCCGCAGCGAGGCCCCGGACAGUGCGGCUCAUCGGCGUCGUCCGGUGCCACCAAUGCCAACGCCUUCAAGUACUUCUUCAUGGUGGGACAUGCGCUGCAUGGCGUCGGCUCGUCACCCUUCUUCACCCUCGGCGUGGCUUACUUGGACCAAAACACGCCAUCGGCCAGCGCAUCUAUCUACAUGGGUAUUUUUUAUGCCACAUCCGUCCUGGGUCCCGCCAUGGGCUUCCUCCUAGGCGGGUACUUCCUUUCAAUGUACACGGACAUAACAGCCGAUUCCUCAAAGCUGGGCAUGGACUCUUCGAGUAACAACUGGGUGGGCGCUUGGUGGCUUGGCUUCUUCGGCGCCUCCAUUAUCGCUUUCUUCACUGCCUUUCCCAUCGCCAGCUUCCCAAGGGCAUUACCAACGGCCAUAGAACGGGCGAAAGAUCUGUCGAGGCUGCAAAAGGAGAAGCGGAUGCUGUCCCUGAAGCAAGCGCCGAGCGCAGCCAACGUGCAAGCUGCGCCGGACGCCCUGGCUGCACCGGGUUCGCAGGCAGCGCCAGAUGACCAGCCUGCUGCUACGCCGGCCUCCCAAGCUCAGUCAGAUUGGCAGGUUACCCCGGACGCGCAAGCUAUGCCGGCUCCUAAAGGCGCGGCGAACGCACAGGGAGCACCAGACCCCGGCGCCACGAGUGCACUGCCCGAUAUGCAGAUCGCGACGGAGGUGACCACCGGGGCCGAGCAGAAGAGGAGUUUCGCAAACCACGUCAAGAGGCUCCUAUGCAACCCGACCUUCGUCUGUCUCACGCUCGCUGCGUGCGCUGAAACGAUGAUCGCAUCAGGACUCACCGGAUUCGCAACGAAGAUCUUCAUCUCCAUGUUUGGAAUCUCAUCUAGCCGGGCUUCCAGCCUUCUAGGUGGGCUGCACCACGCGGAAAUUUCCUGUCGUAGCACGAAGUUGUUCUUCGAAUGCGCAACUGCCGGUUCGCAAUCGUUAUUGGUGAAUUUGCAUAGGGAUCGCAAUCUAUUAUAGAACGGGUUUACUGAUGUGAAUUUGGCCCGUUUCUGGGCGUAUGUGUAGGAUUGAUUCGCACCGCCAAAGCGGCACAUCGAAUGCAAAUGCAAGGCCAAUAUCUUUUGUAAUUGCUUCAGAGUGGCAGUGCUACGGAUAUCUGUUAAUUUUCCUGUUAACUCGCAGUAUUAGGUCAACGCAACAACUCUGUGAGCAAUAAUUUUUCGAUUCUAAAUGAGUGACGCCUGUAUUUCCAUCGGCAAGGUAAACACUUUUCUCUUCAUUAAAACUUCUUG